GGGGUGCUGGCUCCAACUGGAAAGGAACCAGUCCCAGCCCAGCCAGGGAGCUGCGAGCGAGCCGGCAGCGCUGGGGAGAGCGAGCCCUGGGCCCUGCUCCCGGCCCGCCGCCUCCCGCCCCGACGGCGUGGGACGGCCCCGCCAUGGGCACGGCGCCCCGCAGUGGGUCUGUGAAGGCAGGGAAGAUGCCAGAAGGGGAGAAGACGAGGCAGUGCAAGCAGGAAGCGGAGCAGCAGCAGAAGGAAGAUGAGCAGGAGGGCCUCAUCGAAUUCUAUGGUUCCUACCAGGAACUCUUUCAGUUCUUCUGUAGCAACACGACCAUCCACGGAGCUAUCCGCCUGGUGUGCUCUAAAAAGAACAAGAUGAAAACGGCCUUCUGGUCUGUCCUCUUCUUUCUCACCUUCGGCUUAAUGUACUGGCAGUUUGGAAUCCUCUACAGGGAGUACUUCAGCUACCCUGUCAACCUCAACCUCAACCUCAACUCGGACAGGCUAACUUUCCCUGCAGUGACGCUGUGCACACUCAACCCAUACAGGUACAGUGCCAUCCGGAAGAAGCUGGACGAACUGGACCAAAUCACCCAUCAGACACUGCUGGACCUUUAUGACUAUAACAUGUCCCUGGCACGAAGUGACGGGUCAGCGCAGUUCUCGCGAAGGCGCACCUCGAGGAGCCUGCUCCAUCAUGUUCAGCGCCAUCCUCUGCGGAGGCAGAAGCGGGAUAACUUGGUCAGCUUGCCAGAAAACAGUCCCUCAGUGGACAAGAAUGACUGGAAAAUUGGCUUUGUUCUGUGCAGUGAAAACAAUGAGGAUUGUUUCCAUCAGACCUAUUCCUCAGGAGUGGAUGCAGUGCGGGAAUGGUACAGCUUUCACUACAUCAAUAUCCUGGCACAGAUGCCUGAUGCGAAAGACCUGGAUGAGUCUGACUUUGAGAAUUUCAUUUAUGCUUGCCGCUUCAAUGAAGCAACAUGUGACAAGGCGAAUUACACCCACUUCCACCAUCCCUUGUAUGGGAACUGCUACACCUUCAAUGACAACAGCACCAGCCUGUGGACAUCUUCUCUGCCUGGGAUCAAUAAUGGCCUCUCUCUGGUGGUGCGCACCGAGCAGAAUGAUUUCAUCCCUCUGUUGUCAACUGUAACUGGAGCCAGGGUCAUGGUCCACGAUCAGAAUGAGCCAGCCUUCAUGGAUGAUGGGGGUUUCAAUGUGCGUCCAGGUAUUGAGACCUCCAUCAGCAUGAGGAAGGAGAUGACUGUGCGUCUUGGGGGCAGUUACAGCGACUGUACAGAGGAUGGCAGUGAUGUGCCAGUGCAAAAUCUGUACUCAUCUCGCUACACUGAACAGGUCUGCAUUCGUUCCUGCUUUCAGCUCAACAUGGUAAAGCGCUGCUUCUGUGCAUAUUAUUUUUAUCCCUUACCCGACGGAGCAGAGUAUUGUGACUACACAAAGCACGUCGCUUGGGGCUACUGCUAUUACAAACUCCUUGCUGAAUUCAAAGCUGAUGUGCUGGGCUGCUUCCGCAAAUGUCGGAAACCUUGCAAAAUGACAGAAUACCAGCUCUCAGCUGGAUACUCUCGCUGGCCUUCUGCUGUCUCAGAGGAUUGGGUUUUCUACAUGCUUUCACAACAGAACAAAUACAAUAUAACAUCCAAGAGGAAUGGAGUUGCAAAAGUGAAUAUCUUUUUUGAGGAAUGGAACUACAAGACCAAUGGGGAGUCACCAGCCUUUACAGUAGUGACUCUCUUGUCCCAGCUUGGGAAUCAGUGGAGUCUCUGGUUUGGAUCCUCUGUCCUAUCCGUGAUGGAGCUUGCAGAGCUGAUUCUGGAUUUCAUUGUCAUCACUUUCAUCCUGGCCUUCCGCUGGUUCCGCUCCAAGCGGUGGCACUCCUCCCCAGCACCCCCUCCAAAUAGCCACGAUAACACCGCCUUCCAAGACGAGGCAUCAGGACUUGGUGCUCCACACCGCUUCACUGUUGAGGCUGUAGUGACCACACUGCCAUCUUACAACAGCCUGGAACCAUGCGCACCAAGCAAGGAUGGUGAGAUGGGACAUGAGUGAGGCAGCAGUUUAUCUCACAAUUCAGUUAGAUGGCAGUCAGAGCAGAAGCUGUAUGCUUUCUCUGUGGGACCUAGCUUUCUUUCUUUUUAGGACGCUCUGCCUGGAUCAUAGCGGAACACUGUACUGUGGUUGGCCUAGGUUAAUUGCUUUUACUAUCAUAUGAAUUCUUCAGUCUUGUAAAACACUACUGCUCUUGGGAUCACCAGGGAUGAGAGUCAAUCCAGUAUUUGCAAAGGGGAGAUGUCAACUUGGCUUCCUUAUAGUUCUUACAUGUGCACGUGUUUUUUCCUCUGCAACAAAGAUGCUGCUGCAGUCCUCAUCUGCUGUUAAUUAAAGAGGUUUGGCAGGUGUGACUGGCCUUCUCAGUGGUAUGACAAGGGACCAAAAUGGAGUUUCAGCAGGGGUGUAAGUCUCUCAACAGGCCAAGCCUUAAACUUCCUCUAAGGUUGGAAACUGUUUGCUCUUCCCUACUUCUUAACAGCCAGCUCUGAUCUCUAGACCAAGCUGCACAUACCGCCUUCUCUCAGAGGAGAGGCUGCCUGUAUAUUCUCCAGAGCUACUGCCAGUCUCAGUCCAUAUGGUUCACAGUAGCCAAGGAAGAUGGUUGAGGUUUGUGGCUGUUCUCAGAUCAGGACAAAAAAGCAGCUCACAGUGCAUUGGUAGAGCUUAGCAGUAUAACAAUCUCCUUCCCAGUGAUACACCAUACAUAUAUAGAUUCAGCCAUUUGUCUGCCAGAGGGUUCAGGAUGAACUGAACUCUACAUUUUGCUCAGCCCAGAGUGGGCCCUCUUACUCAGCUAAGGAUUAUAAAACAGAACUGCUACAGGCUUUAAUCUAAGAUGAUUUCAGGGAAAGCUUUGGCCUGAUCAAAAGGACCACACAGACAGACCUCUAGAAGAGGACUGUCUCCUCAGUUUAAGGAACUAUUUAGGGAUCUCAGCAUAAAAGCAUACACCUUAUCUCUUGCAGAAAGCUUGCCUUCUACAACAUCAUAGCCUUCCACUGGCAAUAGUGUUUACACAGCAAUUUAUGUGAUGUCAAAGAGAGCAAGGGUGACGUCCUUAACAAACAGGAAUAUCCACUUAACUGGACACAGAUACCAGAAUUAAAGCAUACAGUUUUGACAGAUCCAUGUACAUAAUCAUACUGCAAACAGCCCCCUCUUCUGAAUUUAGAAACUAGUCAAAGAAAAACUUAGAUACUUUAAAAAUUUAAGGUAGGUGGCCCACACUUGGAAACCUGCAGAACUUCACUACAAAUAUGUAUUUGUUGCCUAGUUCUCCCCAUGGAUUUUAAACAUGCCUGUUGUACCGCUGUUGCCUUGAUUACUUAAGUGCAAUUCUCACUUCCUAGCAGAAUGAUUUUAUUCCUCACAGGCAUGAACACGAUACUCAAAUCUUAGUUUUUCAAACUUCAUCCCAGUGCUCUGCUGAUCCUUUCUGUUUGAGGGAAGAAAUGCUGUUUUUCUACUGGGAAUAGAAGCGAGCAAUUGGCAGGGUGAGGUCAAAGGGCAUUAGCUGUCAUUGGCAUCCUUGUUCUUCAGAUUGACAGGAGGGAGAGCCCUGCAACCAUGGGCACUUAGAGGCAUGGGUACUGAGAAGCCUCCAUUGUAAAAAAAAAAAAAAAAAAAACUUCUACAAGUGUUUAAAAGAAAAACAAAACACUAAAACACCCACCGUAAAGUUGACUCAAUACAGGGAUUUUUCUGCAAAAACAUGCUGGCUAAGAAGCAAAGUUAAGAGCUAGAUUAGUGACUAAAACAAAAAAAAUACUUGAAUGACAAUUAAAGCAGUCAGAAAGAU
Molecule: messenger RNA, 3858 nt
Organism: Numida meleagris (helmeted guineafowl)
Lineage: Eukaryota; Metazoa; Chordata; Aves; Galliformes; Numididae
Gene: SCNN1A
Product: sodium channel epithelial 1 alpha subunit
Exons: 13
Coding region: 144-2057 (637 amino acids)
Biological process (GO): sodium ion transmembrane transport
Cellular component (GO): membrane
Molecular function (GO): ligand-gated sodium channel activity
Source: RefSeq, a predicted model, not a curated record